AUGGCACCCUGUCCACCACGAUCUCUUGGUCUCUGGGGGCGCAGAGGGCUCCAUUUAUUUCUGGACACUAUCGUCAUCUACUCCGAGUGCACCGCGGGCUACAAUGGAUCAAGCACACGAAUCAAACGUCUGGGCUCUCGCGUACCACCCCUAGGACAUAUCUUAUGCACCGGCUCUAAUGACCACACCACCCGAUUCUGGUGUCGUGACCGGCCCGGCGAGGGUCUUAGUGGUACCGCCACCAGUGCGAUGGAGGAGAGCACUGAGGAUGACGGGUACGAUGCGUUGCCCGGAUUUGGUAUGGCGAGCUCCGGGAUGAAUAUGACAGGUCAGGAUGGAGGGCAAGGUGGAAUGGAAUGGGAAGUGGGCAAUGUGCGACCAGGGACCGGUGCUUGGGGCACGCAGGGAGGUGAUGAAUUUAUCCCUGGUUUUGGCAAGUCCACAUUACCUGCUAGCAAUGACAAUGGUGGAAGUGGAUCUGGACGUGCUCCUCCACCGCCUGGCUUCGGCAUGGAUGAUGUAUACGACAACCGUGGAGGGGGCGGACGUGGUGGAUAUGGUGAUCGGGAUUAUAGUGGUCACCAACGUGGUGGUCGGGGCGAUGGCAGGCGCGGUGGGCGAGGCGGUCGUCGUUGGGAUUAA
This is a messenger RNA of Rhizoctonia solani, 642 nucleotides long. Its product is annotated as polyadenylation factor subunit 2. Lineage: Eukaryota; Fungi; Basidiomycota; Agaricomycetes; Cantharellales; Ceratobasidiaceae. The transcript has a single exon. Gene Ontology annotation, cellular component: mRNA cleavage and polyadenylation specificity factor complex. The coding region runs from base 1 to 642 and encodes 213 amino acids. The record is from RefSeq and is a predicted model, not a curated record.